AUGGUCAAACACAACAAAAAGGGCAAGAAGCUAGACAGAAAGGCUAAAAUCCAACAGGAGGAGGAAGAGCUUCUGAAGCUCCGGAAAAGAAUUGAAGAUUUCGACCCUGCCCAAGACGAGAAAACCAUUUCGCAGUUUGCAGAUUUGCCCAUCACAGAAGCCACGGCUAGAGGUCUUAAAGAGGCCAACUUUGUCUCCAUGACCGACAUUCAGAGGAAAUGCAUCCCUCUUGCUUUGAAAGGCGAAGAUAUCAUGGGUACCGCUCGAACAGGGUCGGGAAAAACCUUGGCUUUUUUGGUUCCUGUGAUUGAACGUUUGGUGCACAGCAAUAUUACAGGCCUUGAUGGACUUGCUGCGUUGAUUAUCUCUCCCACAAGAGAAUUGGCAGUGCAGAUUUUCGAAGUGCUCACGAAAAUCGGCAAACACAAUUCGUUCUCAGCCGGUCUAGUCACUGGAGGAAAGGACGUACAGUAUGAGAAGGAAAGAGUUGCCCGAAUGAACAUUUUAGUUGGCACACCGGGCCGAGUCUCGCAGCACUUGAACGAAACUUUUGGCAUGGACACUUCCAACUUGCAAGUUUUGGUAUUGGAUGAGGCUGACAGAUGUUUGGACAUGGGUUUCAAGAAGCAGAUCGACAGUAUCGUCAGCCACUUGUCACCUGAGAGACAGACUCUUUUGUUUUCGGCAACUCAAUCUGAUAGCAUCAAAGAUCUUGCGAGAUUGUCUUUGACCAACCCAAUCAAAGUUGGCGUUUCCUCGGAUGCAACAUUGUCUGCCACUCCGGAAACUUUGGACCAGUACUAUGUUCGCAUUCCUUUAGAGGAAAAGUUGGACGUCUUGUGGUCGUUCAUCAAGUCCCACUUGAAAUCGAAAAUAUUGGUCUUCUUCUCAUCUUCGAAACAGGUACAGUAUACAUAUGAAUCUUUCCGGACUUUGCAACCGGGUAUUUCGUUAUUGAAAUUAUACGGCCGUCACAAGCAAACGUCAAGAUUGGAGACGACAACGAAAUUCUCGCAUGCCCAGUACGCAUGUUUGUUUGCCACUGACAUUGUUGCUCGUGGUUUAGACUUUCCUGCGAUUGAUUGGGUCGUUCAAGUCGAUUGCCCAGAAGAUGCCGCCACUUAUGUUCAUCGUGUCGGCCGAUGUGCAAGAUUUGGCCGUCCAGGCAAAUCUCUUUUAAUGCUUACACCAUCAGAGGAGGAAGGUAUGUUGAAGAGGUUGAAGAACCAGAACAUCGACAUCAAGAUCAUGAACAUCAAACAAAAGAGCAAGAAAUCCAUCAGACCCCAAUUACAAUCCUUGUGCUUCAAAGAUCCACAAAUGAAGAACCUUGGACAGCGUGCAUUCAUUUCCUACUACAGAUCAGUCUACAUCCAAAAGGAUAAAGAUGUGUUCAAGAUUGAAGACAUUCCCGCAGAAAAAUACGCCGAGUCCUUAGGUCUACCGGGAGCACCAAAAAUCAAGAUCAAGGGAGGUGAAGGAAACAAGGAAAAGAAGAACAUGUCGAGACAGUUGAUGCAAUUGCUGAAGGCCAAUGAUAAUGGAGAAAACGAAGAGGAUGAGGAUGGGAAAAAGAAGGUCAGAACGAAAUAUGACCGUAUGUUUGAGAGGCAGAACCAAACUGUCUUGUCUAAACAGUAUUUGACAAUGACCGGUACAGGGAUCCGGGAUUCCAAAGAAGACGAAGACGACGAAGAAGAUGAUUUCAUGAAGGUCAAGAGACAGGACCACGAUUUGAAGGAGGAAGAACUUCCAGACCUAACCGCUCCGGCGUCAAAGAGAUCCGCCAAAAAAGCCCUUUCAAAGAAAUUGUCUAUUGUCAACAAAGGCAUGCCCACGAAGUUGAAGUUCGACGACGAAGGUAAAGCCCACCCAAUAUAUGAGCUUGAAGACGAGAAGGACUUCAAGGCGAAAGGUGAUGCUAAAAAGCAAAAGGAGGCCUUUGUGUCCAAGGAAACGGAAGUUAUGGGAGAGGCUGAUCUUGAAGAUAAAGAAAUGGCUAGAGCCAAGAGACAAGAAAAGAAGAGAAAGAGAAAGGAGGCUGAAAGAAGAAGCAGAGAGGACGACGACAGCGAUGAAGAAGAAGAAACAGUGGUUACUUUGGGAACCGGUGACUUGGAUAGAGAUCUCGAGUCGCUGUCUGAAGAAGAAAGCGAGCCUGCAACCAAGAAACCUAAGUGGUUCCAAAACGACAAGAAUGUUUCUCGCAACGACGACGCUGGUCUUGUUGAGCUCGAUGCGCCAGAGACUUUGGAAGACUUGGAGGCAUUGACGUCGAGAUUGAUCGGCAACUAA
Molecule: messenger RNA, 2295 nt
Organism: Clavispora lusitaniae ATCC 42720
Lineage: Eukaryota; Fungi; Ascomycota; Pichiomycetes; Serinales; Metschnikowiaceae
Gene: HCA4
Product: RNA-dependent ATPase
Biological process (GO): rRNA processing
Cellular component (GO): nucleus
Molecular function (GO): RNA helicase activity; ATP binding; nucleic acid binding
Source: RefSeq, a predicted model, not a curated record